Penicillium mononematosum is the source of this 1479-nucleotide messenger RNA. Its product is annotated as putative MFS multidrug transporter. Lineage: Eukaryota; Fungi; Ascomycota; Eurotiomycetes; Eurotiales; Aspergillaceae. Gene Ontology annotation, molecular function: basic amino acid transmembrane transporter activity. Bases 1 to 1479 code for a protein of 492 amino acids. The transcript has 2 exons. Gene Ontology annotation, cellular component: fungal-type vacuole membrane. The record is from RefSeq and is a predicted model, not a curated record. Gene Ontology annotation, biological process: transmembrane transport; basic amino acid transport.
AUGAUGGGUUACAUGAUCGGCUUCUUUGAUUCGACCCUCAUGGCCUCCAGCCAUCCAGUUAUCACCUCCUACUUCAAAGCAGCCAACUCAGCCUCCUGGCUAUCAACGGCCUUCUUGUUGACCUCGACCGCAUUUAUGCCCCUCUUUGGACGUAUCUCGGACACAUUUGGCCGGAAACCUGUCUAUCUCUUCUCUAUCAGCAUGUUCUUCCUUACGACAGCAGGUUGUGGCUUGGCGCAAAGUAUCGGCGGUUUUAUCGCUGCUCGCGCGCUUUGUGGGCUUGGUGCCGGCGGUAUCUUCUCCAUCGGUCAGAUCAUCUCCAGUGACUUGGUGCAUCUCGAGUAUCGCGGGGUCUACCAAUCAUACAUCAACCUGUGUCUCGGCACCGGCAGUAGUCUCGGCCUUGCCUUUGGGGGUUACCUGUGUGAUCAUAUCGGCUGGCGGGGUGCGUUUCUCAUCCAACUGCCUUUCAUUUUCGUUUAUUUUAUCGCAGCCGCUUGGACAGUCCCGGCGGAUCUCGGCAUUAAACAAACUGGAAUGGAGCGCAUGAAAGUCUGGCAGUUGGUCCGGAGUAUCGAUAUAACGGGAUCAAUCAUUUUGAUUAUGUGUGUGACUCUGUUGAUAAUGGGUCUAAAUUUUGGAGGGAAUGUCUAUCCUUGGGGCCAUCCGCUCAUUAUCAUCUCCCUAGUGGCAUCAUUAGUCCUAGCUGUUAUCUUGGUGCGUUACGAGCGGCACGUCCCACGACCCGUGCUACCAAUUGAGCUCAUGGCAAAGGAUCCUCGAGCCAGUAUUAUCUUUGGCAAUUUCUUUGCCGCCAUGUCUGUACACACCAUGCUGUUCAACGCCCCGCUGUAUUUCCAGGCCGUGAAGCUGACCAGCCCAACUGCUUCUGGUCUACGCCUUGUGGCUUCCUCCAUAGCUGUCACUAUCUCUAGUGUGAGCACCGGGUUCAUGAUUAACUGGACCAGACGUCUCAAACCCUUCGUCAUGGUUGGUGUAUGCUGCAUGGUGAUAGGUGGGUGUGCAGCUGCGUCCAUGGGAAUUGACACCUCUCAACCACUCUCCAUGGUCUGCAUCUCAUUCUCCAGUCUAGGUCAGGGGUUUUCGUUUCCCACCCUCAUGGUAUCCAUUCUCGCAACCAGUGAGAAGCAAGAUCAGGCUGUCGCAACGACUACUCUGGGGCUGUGGAGAAGCCUUGGGGCCGUGAUGGGCGUGGCUGUCAGCAGCUGGAUCUUUCAGAAUAGUCUCAUAUACCACCUUAACAUAAACGUCACUGGUAUUGAGAAGAACCAUAUCAUUGCACUUGUCCGGAAAUCCGUUGAUACCAUUGCCCACCUGGAUCCAAUCCAUCGGCGAGAAGUCACUACAUCAUACUCCGCGGCUCUUCAGCUGACCUUCAUUUCUGCCGCCUUCUGGGGAGUCAUUGUGUUAAUAUUGCUGGGCCGAGUCCCACUACCGCGAUUGGGGAGAAAGGCCUAG